Elgaria multicarinata webbii is the source of this 4057-nucleotide messenger RNA. It is a transcript of the gene AXIN1, whose product is annotated as axin 1. Gene Ontology annotation, molecular function: I-SMAD binding; ubiquitin protein ligase binding; beta-catenin binding. The transcript is spliced from 11 exons. Lineage: Eukaryota; Metazoa; Chordata; Lepidosauria; Squamata; Anguidae. Gene Ontology annotation, biological process: negative regulation of canonical Wnt signaling pathway; positive regulation of proteasomal ubiquitin-dependent protein catabolic process; positive regulation of protein kinase activity. The record is from RefSeq and is a predicted model, not a curated record. Bases 163 to 2781 code for a protein of 872 amino acids. Gene Ontology annotation, cellular component: nucleus; plasma membrane; beta-catenin destruction complex.
CGGCGCCGCCCGCCUUCCCAGGCCGCUUCGCCGGGGCCGCGGCCGCCCCUCGUCCUCUUGGCGCUCUCGGGCCGACGCCGCCGGGUUUGCAUGUUCCUGCCUGGGCGCUGAGGCGGUGGCCAUCCUUCUGCACUUGCUCCUGUGCCAGCAAGCGCCAGCAAGAUGAGUGUUCAAGGCAAAAGUUUCCCUCUGGACCUUGGGGGAAGCUUUACCGAGGAUGCUCCCAGGCCACCGGUCCCUGGUGAGGAAGGCGAACUUGUUUCCACGGAACUGCGGCCGGCCGGCCAUGGAUUUUACUCUGGCAAGUGCGAUGUUGUCAAAACGGAGACUUCCACAGCAACGCCGAGGCGUCCGGAUCUGGACCUGGGCUAUGAGCCGGAGGGGAGCGCUUCCCCCACGCCUCCCUACCUGAGAUGGGCAGAGUCUUUGCACUCCCUGCUGGACGACCAAGAUGGCAUCAACCUGUUUAGGACCUUUUUGAAGCAAGAAAACUGUGCCGACUUGCUGGACUUCUGGUUUGCUUGCAGUGGCUUCCGGAAGCUGGAGCCGUGCGACUCCAACGAGGAAAAGCGGCUGAAGCUGGCGAAGGCCAUCUACAAAAAGUACAUUCUGGACAAUAAUGGGAUCGUGUCCCGGCAAAUCAAACCAGCCACCAAAAGCUUCAUAAAAGAUUGCGUGAUGAAGCAGCUAAUUGACCCGGCCAUGUUCGACCAGGCCCAGACGGAGAUCCAGUCCAUGAUAGAGGAGAAUACCUACCCGCUGUUCCUUAAGUCAGAUAUUUAUUUGGAGUAUACAAGGACGGGUGGGGAAAGUCCCAAGGUGUAUAGCGAUCAAAGCUCAGGGUCAGGGACAGGGAAGUGCCUACCUGGCUAUUUGCCUACCCUCAACGAAGACGAGGAGUGGAAAUGUGACCAGGACGCGGAGGAAGAGGAGUCCGGCCGGGAUUCCAUUCCCUCCAGUCGGCUCACCCAGAAGCUCCUCCUGGAGACGGCCCCCCAGCGCGCCACGACGGCCAGGCGCUACAGUGAGGGAAGAGAGUUCAGGCAUGGGUCUUGGAGAGAGCCGGUUCACCCAUACUAUGUCAACACAGGCUACGCCCUGGCACCGGCCACCAGCGCCAAUGACAGCGAACAGCACAGCAUGUCCAGUGACGCAGACACCCUGUCGCUGACGGACAGCAGCGUAGAUGGGAUCCCGCCGUACCGACUCCGCAAGCAGCAUCGCCGAGAGAUGCAGGAGAGUGCCAAAGCCAACGGACGCGUGCCGCUACCUCACAUUCCUCGUACCUACCGAAUGCCAAAGGAUAUCCACGUUGAACCACAGAAAUUUGCUGCUGAGCUGAUCAAUCGCCUGGAGGAAGUCCUACGGGACCGGGAAGCUGAGGCCAAGUUGGAGGAGCGCCUGAAGCGUGUCCGAGCGGAGGAAGAGGGGGAAGACGCGGACGUCUCCAUGGUCCCCUCCGUGGUGAGCCACAAGCUGACUCCCACGCAGCUCUUGCCCCACUUUGCCCCCCGCUACGCAGAGAUGCAACUGCGGGACGCUCACGAGGAGGACCCGGAGAGCAUCCUGGACGAACACGUCCAGCGGGUGAUGAAGACGCCGGGCUGCCAGUCGCCAGGCCCUGGCCGCCACUCCCCCAAGCCCCGCUCGCCGGACAGCAGCCUGCCCGGCAAGCUGCACGGCCUGAUGGGCGCUGGGCCGCCGGGGCAUGGGAAGCACCCCGCCAAGGCGGGGCUGAAGCUGGACGCAGCCAGCCUUUACCACCACAAGCACGUGUACCACCACCUCGUCCAUCACCACGGCGCCCUCAAGGCCAAAGAGCCGGCGGAGGCGGAAGCCGGCCAGCGUGGGGCCGGCGCCUUCGCCUGGGCGGUGGAUGCUCACGGCUGCUCCCCCAAGUUGCGGGCCUACGGGGAUGGCCUGGGCCCCGGCCCCUUGGACGCCUCGGCUUACAGCGGGAAAGCCGGCCUGCUGUCAAAGCGGAAUGUCAAGAAAGCGGAUUCAGGGAAGAACGACGGUGCCAGCUACGAUGUGCCGGGCUCUCCGGAAGACGUGGAAAGAAACCAUAAGAUCAUGCAGUGGAUCAUUGAGGGCGAGAAGGAGAUCAGCAGGCACAAGAAGACGAAUCACGGUUCUUCCGGCACGAAGAAGCAGCUGGCUCACGACCUGCCCCGGCCGGCCUCCGUCGAGCGCCCUGUGGCCGUCCACCCCUGGGUCAGCGCCCAGCUGCGGAACGUGGUGCAGCCUUCGCACCCCUUCAUCCAGGACCCCACCAUGCCCCCCAACCCUGCCCCCAACCCACUCACUCAGCUGGAGGAAGCCCGGCGGCGGCUGGAAGAAGAGGAGAAGAGGAGCGCCAAGCCCCCUGCCAAACAGCGGUAUGUUCAAGAGGUUAUCCAGCGUGGGCGCUCCUCGGUCAGGCCAGCUUGUGUGCCAAUGCUGAAUGUGGUGCCCGCCGUCUCCGACCUGGAUCUCUCCGAGUCUGAGAUGAAGCCGCAGAAGAGGCCGGGCGGCAGCUCCUCGCAGCCCUGCGAGAACAUCGUUGUGGCCUAUUACUUCUGUGGGGAGCCGAUCCCGUACCGCACCCUGGUCAAGGGCCGCGUGGUCACGCUGGGCCAGUUCAAGGAGCUGCUCACCAAGAAAGGGAGCUACAGGUAUUACUUCAAGAAAGUCAGUGACGAGUUUGACUGUGGCGUGGUGUUUGAAGAGGUGCGAGAGGAGGAGGCCGUCUUGCCCAUCUUCGAAGAGAAGAUCAUUGGGAAGGUGGAGAAGAUUGACUAGGCCUGAGGAGGAGAGGACCGAGGCCGUCGGAGACGGGGGGCAGCCCCGGCUGAGCCGAGGGAGGGGCUGCGGCCGGCAGCGGUGGCACUCCGGGGGGCGGCCCUGUGCCCCACCCCUCUGGCCUGUGGGGCGCUCCCAGCAGCCUCCGCUCGGCCCAGGGCCGCGGCUUCCUGUGUGGCACGACCGCCGACGCAAGCUCACAUCCUGGAAAGAAACUCUCCUGGCGGGGGACUGGGGUGAUCCGGGGCUCUUGACAUCAACACCCGAGGAAGCUGGAGGAGGCCGAAAGCGUGCAGCUCUGUUAGGGAGGGGGCAGCCAGGCCGGUCGAGCGGGCCCUUGGUUCAUGCACGUGUGUGCGUCGCUCUCGCCCCCCUCCAGCCCCAACCAGGAACACUGCGCAGGGGUUGAUGCUCGGGGCAGGCUCCCUCCGGCCCCUGGGUCUCCGCCUUGGCCUUCCCCUGCCGGGCUUCUUCUUCUCCUCGCGUUCUUGCUGCUGGCUUGGGGCUGGAGGGGCAGGGCCUUGGAGAGAGUGGAUUUGGGCUCUUAGAACGAAGGGGGUGCUGGUGUGUCCUGGCGCCGCCCACUUUAGAGACGAGGUGUUGCCAGCAGUUUCUGAGCAGGGAGCGCUUUCCCACCUGCGCACAGCCCUUUGGGCCUCCUUACGCCGCGUGGAACCGCGUGUCUCUGUCAGUGCAGUUGGCAUUUCCCUGCCCCCAAGGUGGUGGCUGACCGCUAGCCCCUCCCGGCCUCCCUCCCUGCCUCCCCAGGGCUGGGCUGGGGGCUCCCACUGCUCCACCCCCAGCUCUGUGCCUCUGGCUACUGCCACGGCUGCUCUGGGCACUUUUGCCUCGUCCUGAUGGGUCUCCAGGUCUCCCUUGGCACGGGGGUUGGGGUUGGGCAGCCCGAUACCCACGCCUUGUGUACGUCACCGAGUGCCUUCAAACAGAACUCCCUCCUCCUCCUCCUCCUGCGUGGUCAUAAGAGCACGGCUGACCCGUCCCGUCCCCCCACACCACCACCCCUCUCUGGGGCCCUGCUUGCGUUCCACAUUGGAUGAGGUUUUUAACGCGUCCUUGCCCGGCCGUGGCGGGUUCUUCAUUUCCCUUUUUUUCUGAAGGGUUCAAUUGUAAAUAUGUAUAUUUUCUAAACGUGGCGCCAGCCCCCGGGGGCUGGGCGUGUGGCUGGCAUCUCCGGAACAUUUUUCACAUGCUGACUUGUACAAUUUAUCUUUUCAAAGGUACUUGGAUAAUAAUGGAAUAAAACCCCAUGUUCGAA